Molecule: messenger RNA, 1178 nt
Organism: Corylus avellana
Lineage: Eukaryota; Viridiplantae; Streptophyta; Magnoliopsida; Fagales; Betulaceae
Product: KOW domain-containing protein
Biological process (GO): translation
Cellular component (GO): ribosome
Molecular function (GO): structural constituent of ribosome; RNA binding
Source: RefSeq, a predicted model, not a curated record
CUCCUUCACAUCAAUCAACCCAUUCCUCUAAAUUAUCCCAGCCGGAGUGGAAUCAGCACCAGGAACGGAGUAAGCAGCGAAGGAGGUUGUUUGCUAAGCUUCCUGCUUGACGGGGGAAUGGAGGUAGGCUAUAAGGCGUUGUUCGAGUGAGCGGGUAAGCAAGCAGGUACGCCCGAGUCACCAGGCCAGAAUCCCCUUGGUCGCCUCGUGGUAAAUUUGUUUGAAGUGAUUAACCCAGCAAACGGAUAUCGCUUUGCAACUUGGGAUUAUUACUCAUUACGCGAGAAAAAAUUCACUCAGCCUCUCACGCUCACUCACACCGUCUCUCGUCGCUCUCUAGCUGCCGUCCUCGCCUCGUCGUCUUUGAUCUCGACUAUACUCUCUGGCCCGCCCUUAUAUUGGGUCAGCUUGAAAUGGGUUGGAAAGCGGCUCAGAAACUCAUUAGGCACUGGAAGAUUCUCAGAGGAGAUAAUGUGAUGAUUACAAGAGGCAAAGACAAAGGCGAGAUGGGUGUUAUUAAGCGCGUAAUUCGCUCGCAGAAUCGGGUUAUUGUCGAGGGCAAGAAUUUGGUAAAGAAACAUAUCAAACAAGGGCAAGGUCAUGAGGGCGGGAUCUUUACAGUUGAAGCACCGUUGCAUGCGUCAAAUGUUCAAGUUCUUGACCCUGUAACAGGGAAGCCAUGUAAGGUUGGUGUUAGAUAUCUUGAAGAUGGCACUAAAGUAAGAGUAUCUAGAGGUUUGGGAACAUCUGAAUCUAUAAUACCUCGUCCUGAAAUCUUGAAGAUAAGGACUACACCAAGGCCUACAAUUGCUGGUCCAAAGGAUACUCCGAUGGAUCUCGUGUUGGAGAAGACGUAUGAUGCUAAAACAGGGAAGGGCGUGCCUGAGCUUUAAAGAGAGAACUAUUUUCUUGUUCAACUUUUAUGGUGAGAAAUUAAAACUCGAAGAUGUUGCAGAGUUUGAGAGUGCAUCUUAGUUCUCACUUGUAUGGUGAAUGAUUGGGAAAUUUCUCAUAUCGAACCCUGUUUCCUCUUUGUUGUUAUUCGGCUGAUGCAGUGUAGGAAAAAUGGCUGGAAUGUUAUUAAAUCACAUUCUCUUAGGUUUAAAUUUAUUAUGUGAAGGCACUCUCAACAAUAUGACUUGCUAUGCUCUCGCAUGGACCACCUGAUUUUUCUGCCA